Parathielavia appendiculata is the source of this 1747-nucleotide messenger RNA. Its product is annotated as TPR-like protein. Gene Ontology annotation, biological process: protein folding. The transcript has a single exon. Gene Ontology annotation, molecular function: Hsp90 protein binding; Hsp70 protein binding. Lineage: Eukaryota; Fungi; Ascomycota; Sordariomycetes; Sordariales; Chaetomiaceae. The record is from RefSeq and is a predicted model, not a curated record. Bases 246 to 1556 code for a protein of 436 amino acids. Gene Ontology annotation, cellular component: nucleus; cytosol.
GAUGCCACUUAUCUCUCGCACACUCCACAGGCACCUAACCACACCGUCUAAACCAAGGGCAAGUCACUCGUGGACCUCACCGGGCUUGUGGAAGAGGUAUUGAAGCCCUUCAAUUGAGUUUGCAGUGAUCGACCUUUUUUUUUCUUUUUCUUUUUUUUCUUUAUGUUUUGGAGCGUUCGUUUGAGUAGAGGACACUGACUUCCUCAUCCACUGCAAACUGCCCACCUGAUUGGGAUGAGACAAGAAUGGAUCGAGUCACGAAAGGCACCGAGUCCCUGAAGCUGGACGACUCAAGCACAAAUGGAUCAGCCCCUCCAGACAUUGCGGCCAUGCUACCAGAGCUGCCGCCUGGCCGCACCCUCAACGCGCGCAUGACCUUCGAGGAGACACUGGCCGACCUCAACAAGCACCCACUUUUCAUGACAGAGCUCGACACUUCCGAGGACAACGAGGAACUGGCAGCUCUGCAGGCUCUCGCUUACGACGGCACCCCCCUCGAGAACGCAGCCAACUUCAAGGAGCAAGGGAACGAGUGCUUCCGGGAGAAGCGCUGGCCGGAUGCGAAGGAGUUCUACGGCAAGGGCAUUGCGAUCUUGGCCGCGGAGGAGUCGAGGAGGGCGAAGGGUGAAAAGAAGCGGGUGAAGAAGGCCGCAGAGCCGGUGACGAUCAAUUCGGAAGCCGAUAACUCGCCCAACGUCGACCUGGAGGAAGACCCCAGGCCCAAAGAAGAGGACUUUGAAGAGGUCGCCGAGGACCCGGCCGAGGUCAAAUCCGAACAGGCCUUGCUAGAGACCCUCUACAUCAACCGCGCAGCCUGCCACCUCGAGCUGCGCAACUACCGCUCCUGCACCCUCGAUUGUGCGUCCGCCCUCCGCCUCAACCCGCGCAACAUUAAGGCUUUCUAUCGCUCCGCGCGGGCCUUACUAGCCGUCAACAAGAUUGCCGAAGCCGACGACGCCUGCGCGCGGGGGCUGGAGAUUGACCCGUCCAACAAGCCCCUGCUGGCCCUGGCACAGGACAUCAUCAAAGCGAGCGAAGCCGACGCGGCCCGGCGCAAGAUCGAGAAAGAGCGGCAGGAAAAAGAGCGGCGCCGGGAGACGCUGCUCAAGGCGGCGCUGCAGGCCAGGGGCAUCCGCACGCGCAGCACAGGCCGGCCGCCGGAUAUGGAGGACGCCAAAGUCAAGCUGUCGCCGGAUGAGCUAGACCCGGCGAGCGCCCUGGUGUUCCCCACGCUGCUACUGUACCCUUGUCAUCUGGAGAGCGACUUCAUCAAGGCGUUCAGUGAGCGCGAGAGUCUGGACCAGCACUUUGGGUAUGUCUUCCCGCUGCCCUGGGAUCGGACCGGGGAGUACAGUCCUGCGGGCGUUGAGUGUUAUGUGGAAACUGUUAGUGGGGGGUUGGUAAAGGUGGGGAGGAAGGUGCCGCUCUUGAAGGUGUUGAGCGGCGGGAAUGUGGAGGUCGUGGACGAUCUGUUGAAGAUAUUUGUUGUGCCGAAGUCGAGGGCGGAGGGCUGGGUGAAAGAGUGGAAGGAGAAGAAAGCGAACGGGGAAAAAUAAGGGCAACGGGAGAGUGGAUUGAUACCCAGGUAACUGGUAAGAUGAUGAGAGGAUGGGAGCUCUUGGCAAAAUGAAGUUGUUUGCACAUCAAAACACUGAGCAAGAGUAGGUGUAGCGCCAGGGACGUCCCAGCGACGACUGGCAGAUCUGAAAACAAGACUAUGACAAUGUCAUCACGGACAAAAAGUACC